Molecule: messenger RNA, 1257 nt
Organism: Euleptes europaea (tarantolino)
Lineage: Eukaryota; Metazoa; Chordata; Lepidosauria; Squamata; Sphaerodactylidae
Gene: PIM3
Product: Pim-3 proto-oncogene, serine/threonine kinase
Exons: 6
Coding region: 17-988 (323 amino acids)
Biological process (GO): regulation of mitotic cell cycle; negative regulation of apoptotic process; protein autophosphorylation
Cellular component (GO): cytoplasm
Molecular function (GO): protein serine/threonine kinase activity; ATP binding
Source: RefSeq, a predicted model, not a curated record
GAUCGCGGCUUGGAAGAUGCUCCUCUCCAAGUUCGGCUCGCUCGCUCACCUUUGCAGCCCGACCAGCAUGGAUCACUUGCCGGUGAAGAUCCUCCAGCCAGUGAAAGUGGAGAAGGAACCGUUCGAUAAAAUCUAUCAAGUGGGCUCCGUGCUCGGCAGCGGGGGAUUUGGCACGGUCUAUGCUGGGAACCGGAUCGCAGAUGGCUUGCCGGUGGCGGUGAAGCAUGUGGUCAAGGAGAGAGUCACGGAGUGGGGCACGAUUGGUGGAGUAAUGGUACCCUUGGAGAUAGUCCUGUUGAAGAAAGUGGGGUCUGGCUUCCGAGGGGUAAUCAAGCUCCUGGACUGGUAUGAGAGACCAGAUGGCUACCUGAUUAUUAUGGAACGGCCAGACCUGGUGAAAGAUCUCUUUGACUUCAUCACCGAGAAGGGCGCCCUGGACGAGGAGACCGCCCGGGGCUUUUUUCGCCAAGUCCUAGAGGCGGUGCGCCAUUGCUACAGCUGUGGCGUGGUGCACAGGGACAUCAAGGAUGAAAACCUCCUGGUGGAUCUCCGGACAGGCGAGCUAAAGCUGAUCGAUUUUGGGUCCGGGGCCAUCCUCAAGGACACCGUUUACACUGAUUUUGAUGGGACACGUGUGUACAGUCCUCCAGAAUGGAUUCGCUAUCACAGAUACCACGGCAGAUCAGCGACCGUGUGGUCCUUGGGCGUCCUCUUGUAUGACAUGGUCUGCGGGGACAUCCCUUUUGAACAAGACGAGGAGAUCCUGAGGGGACGGUUAUACUUCCGAAGACGAAUUUCACCAGAAUGCCAACAACUGAUCAAAUGGUGCCUUUCCCUGAGGCCUUCGGACAGACCGACACUCGAGCAGAUUUUUGACCACCCAUGGCUGCACAAAUCAGAAAUGGUGAAGUCAGAAGACUGUGACAUAAGGCUACGGAACAUUGACACAGAUGUGUCUAGCACAAGUUCGAGCAAUGAGAGCCUGUGAAAUAUUAAGGACCAUGCAACAGGAGGGGAGCUACGAGCAGAAAAAUAAAUUUACAAGACCACAGUGCUGCUGCUGCUGCCAAUAUGUAGGAGGGGCUAGGAAAAAUGCAUUCUUUAUUCUGUAGUUUGAAUCUUUGUCUGAGGGACUUUAAUUUUUUGUUAUUAUUAUUUCCCCCUUUUCUGGCUGGUUUCUGCUUUGGAAUGAGAGAUUUCCUUUGGAAAUGCUGACGUUUGGGAGUUUGCAGGCCAGUACUUAGUCAAGACUGACCU